UUAUUUCUUGGUCUAUUUCACACCUUAAACGUAUAAAAUCUGCUCACGGAAAGUGUCAAUUAUCCGUAAUUUUCGUACUUCUCAGCGGGUAAUUCAAUCCGUAGAAUUGGAAUCGUGGUCGGUGAAGCCAUCAGACCCCAAGUAGUGGGGGUUAUUUAGUGUAUUAUCCCACCCAUGAGGGAACGCUGAAGACCGUAUACGCAAAACUACAUUGCGGUCUUAUGGGACCUUCCGCUCUAUCUAAUACUCUUUGGUCCAGAGUCUAGACUGUGUAUAAACAGUUCGGUUGAGAAUCCGGCGUUUUCAAUUAAAGUGGAUGGUUAGGACGAAUUAAUUCUACAAUGGGGGUCACAGUGCUCCAACAAUUUCCUACUACAGAGAAUCGAACUGGCCCACAAACCAUCGAGUUCCUCACGAAGCGAGUCAUUGCCCUCGGAGCGGUACAGACUGGACAGUUCUUAGUCGACUGCGAGACGUACAUGUCGAUGCCCCAGCUCGGCGUCCAAAAAACGGUCCACGUGCUGCACAAUUCCGAGCAGCCGGCAUCCGUUUUCGCAGUCCUCGAAUCCGGGAAUAAAGUGGUGCCGCUAAUUGCCGAUGGAUUGUUCGAUUUGCUCAUGCAAAAGAUGACCAACAUCUACACUAGCAAGAAGCAGACGAACAUCGAGUCGAAAGGACCUCGAUUCGAGAUCGGGGAUUUCUGCGUGAAGCUUGGCAGCGUGACCAUGAGCCAGAACUUUAAGGGCGUCUUGGUAGAGGUGGAAUACAGACCUUGCGUCGUGCCGGGAAGCGCUUGGGAGCUGAUGCGAGAAUUUCUCCAAGGAUUCCUCGGAUCCGCCGUGUCGAAUCAAAUUCCGCAAUAUCUGCAGAAUCGAAUAAAUGACAUUUAUCAGCCGAUGGACACGAUUCACCAAUAUCUGGAGCACUUCGGCCAAUACAGGAAGUCGACGGGCGUGAUAUGAAGGAGAAGUUCCGCAAGUGAUCCUCGUACUUGCAGUUACCUUGUUUCCCAUUUUUUUUAUUCCAUUAAAGCGAUAAAAACCGCGGAUGUUCUUGAACCUUGAUCUUCCUGGAUUUCUGUAUCGUACGAUGUCGUGAAGGAUGUACAGAGCAUUGCAUCUGCAAUUACGAAAAGUGAGUGGAAUUUCAAAUGAAAUUAAUAACUGUACCUGCAGGAGAAUAUUUAGCCGAACGAUAAAAUUCUUGGUAAUUGGUAAUUGGCGUUUGACCAAAAUACUCCAUGUCUUUAUUAAAAUAUUCUCGGAAAAUAUUAACGGGUUUAACCGAUUUUAAUUAAUCGAAACUAACGAAUCUGGUCAAGUUGAACUAAAGUGAGGUUGACUCGAGCGAAACGUUUCCUGAAACGAGCCAAAUGCCGUCGAUUUUAUUCAAUGGACCGAUGCUUUUUUUUCUUGGCCUUUUUCUUUUUCCUACAUGUAGCAGGUUUUUAAUAAAGCAACGGUGAAAAUGCAUAAA
Orussus abietinus is the source of this 1476-nucleotide messenger RNA. RefSeq names its product mediator of RNA polymerase II transcription subunit 20 (gene MED20). NCBI's taxonomy places the organism in Eukaryota, Metazoa, Arthropoda, Insecta, Hymenoptera, Orussidae. Gene Ontology annotation, biological process: regulation of transcription by RNA polymerase II. The record is from RefSeq and is a predicted model, not a curated record. The transcript is spliced from 5 exons. Gene Ontology annotation, molecular function: transcription coactivator activity. Gene Ontology annotation, cellular component: mediator complex. Bases 342 to 962 code for a protein of 206 amino acids.